GGCGGCGGCGGCGGCGGCCAAGCCCGGGAGGCGGAGGCGGGACGCGCGCGGGAGGCGGUGGCGGCUGUGCGCGGAGACGUAGCAGCGGCAGCAUGUCGGCCGGCGGAGCGGCAGUCCCGCCGCCCCCGAACCCCGCUGUGUCCUUCCCGGCGCCCCGGGUCACCCUGCCCGCCGGCCCCGAUAUCCUGCGGACCUACUCGGGAGCCUUCGUCUGCCUGGAGAUUGUGCUUGGGGGCCUUGUCUGGAUUUUGGUGGCUUCCUCCAAUGUUCCUCUACCUCUGCUCCAAGGAUGGGUCAUGUUUGUGUCUGUGACAGCUUUCUUCUUCUCCCUUCUCUUCCUGGGCUUGUUCCUCUCUGGUAUGGUGACUCAGAUUGAUGCCAACUGGAACUUCCUGGAUUUUGUCUACCACUUUGUAGUGUUUGUCUUCUACUUUGGAGCCUUCUUACUGGAAGCUGCAGCCACCUCCCUGCACGACCUGCAAUGCAACACCACCAUGAUUGUGCAUCCGCUCCUGGAUGAUAACCAGUACAACAUCAACGUGGCCGCCACAGUUUUUACCUUUAUGACGACAGCUUGUUAUGGUUGCAGUUUGGGUCUGGCUUUGCGAAGAUGGCGACCAUAACACUCCUUGGAAACUGACAGUUGUGUGCUAGUUUCAUUUGUCUGCUUUGUAUGUCUGAUCACUUGGGUACCAUUUGUCCCAAUAUAACAUUCCAAGCAUCAUUUGCUUUGUACAGGGAGAACCUAAGUGAAAGCUGUGGUUCAUUACGUUGGUAGGGCUUUAAUUUUAUUCUGACAUUAGAGAAGUAUUCUUUCAUUUUCAUCUUUCUUUUCUUUUUUAAAUACAUUUCCCCUGCAUAUUCUUAAAAUAUACAGACACUGUUCACAGAACAAUAGUAUUCCUUUUGUUUCUUAAGUCACCAGAACCUUAAUAAUAGUAAAUAACUAAAACAAUAUAUCCCAAGCAAGCUUCUCAUUCAAUUCUAUCUUUAAUAUAAAACAGAGAAUGAUACACAUUUUUUUACAAAGGGUCAGUAGCACAUAUGUAGGGCAUAUGGUUUCUGUGGCAAUUGUUCUAUCCUGUAGUAACAUAAAAGCAGCUAUAGACGGCAUGUAAAUAAAUGAGUAUGUAUAUAUCCUAAUAAAGCUUUAUUUACAAAAAGGGAGCAAGACUGGAUUUGGUCCACAGACCACAAUUCUGUCAACUACUGCUGUAUAUUGAACUAAUCAUGAAAGUUUAUCAACCUCAUUAGACAAGCCACAUAAUAUAUUUUAUUUUGUUAUGCAAUAAUCACAUUGCCUUUUGUUAACAGUCCAAUUCUUACCUUUGGAAGGGCAUAUAGCUUCUCAAGCAAACCCCAACAGAGCCUUGGGUGUAGAAAAAAAUAAGGUAUGAAAUAAACUCCAAACUAAUGAUUUCCUAAGAGCUCAGCCAGAUCUCACAUGAGAGUGCUUAAGACAAGAUCCCCAGAGGCAAUUAAUCACUACUGGAACUGGUAUCUCGCACUGAUGUCUUACUUUGGUUUAUUUAUGCCAUGGAAUGUGGAUGUUUGCCCUGUGCAUGAAUAUAUAAAUAUUUAUGUAUGUAAAGCCUUACCAAAUAGCUCUCUGAAGAGUUGAAUUUUUACUUCUGAUUGUUUUUGCAUUAUUUUCUGAGUUAAAUUUGAGUAGAAUGUUAACUAUAACAUAAAGCUAUAGAUUCUUACAUGCUUUGAUAAUAGCCCAGAUAUCUAUGUUGUAUUUCCAUUGAUGUCAGACAAACAAAGUCAGUUUAACACAAAAGCUAGCUCUGGCUUAAUAGUACAGAACACAAUCCUAAUCCACCUGUUGACAUCAUGGGCUUGGCAACAUACCACAAGUGGCUUAAAUAGAGAAUAAAUUAGAGCUAGGCCACAGUUCCCACCAUAUUCUCGUACAAGCUACUUGCCUGUUGCUUUAGUGGGGCUGCCUCUGGAUAAGGAGGCUUGAGGAUUGCUUUCUAGCUGACACAUCACCUAAGAGUGCCAUGCAGUUGGAGUAUUGGAUUCCAUGGAACAGAGAGAAAAACGUGAAUGAACAACAUAAUCAAUGCUCAAUAGCAUAACCAGUGGCCAAGUGCUGUUUAUCUAAUACCCUCCUAGAAGAAGAAGAUAUUGGGGACUCGCUUUGUGAUACAGCUAAAGAAGAGACAUGUUUCUGUAUGUAGCUUGAAGGAAUCAGUCUCACAACCUUACAAGUCUUACCUCUUCUAUAAUGUCCUGCUUCCUUCGUUUUUUCCAGCUCCAGACCAGACACCAAAAACCUGUAUUAUGAAUUAUAUAUUACAAAGUCAUAAAUGUGCCAUAAAGAUAUAAUAUAUGUUGUACUUGGAAUCACUAAAACGUAGUACACCAGAAUUUAGUUGAGAUUUUUUUCCCCAAGGUGUAACAGGCCAUGCUUUGUGUGGUAUUAACUUAAAUGAAUUCAUUCAGAUGUAUCGGUACCUUUGUAAAUGGAUUGCUUCUAGAUUAGUAAGACCCAAACCCAAAGCUCACUAACUGUGAACACUUAGAUCUAUAGAUGGAUUGCAUUUUAGAUUUGUGAGCUGACUGACAAGCACUUGAACAAAGACAAUGGCGUUGAAGAAUCUCUUUACAUGUCUUAGCUGUAAAAAAACGAGAAAGUGUUGGUUGAUCUUUAAAAUCUGAUAAAUUUAUUUUAUAAGUGUUAUGACUCUAAUAAAGUGUUCAUUUGAUAA
This is a messenger RNA of Peromyscus californicus insignis, 2717 nucleotides long. It is a transcript of the gene Mal2, whose product is annotated as mal, T cell differentiation protein 2. Lineage: Eukaryota; Metazoa; Chordata; Mammalia; Rodentia; Cricetidae. Gene Ontology annotation, biological process: myelination. The record is from RefSeq and is a predicted model, not a curated record. Gene Ontology annotation, molecular function: structural constituent of myelin sheath. Gene Ontology annotation, cellular component: membrane. The transcript is spliced from 4 exons. The coding region runs from base 93 to 623 and encodes 176 amino acids.